This is a messenger RNA of Elaeis guineensis (African oil palm), 464 nucleotides long. NCBI's taxonomy places the organism in Eukaryota, Viridiplantae, Streptophyta, Magnoliopsida, Arecales, Arecaceae. The record is from RefSeq and is a predicted model, not a curated record.
CCAUGUUCAUAAAUACCGUGGAGAUGCAGCGCUUCUCCUUCUCUUUUCUCUUUUAAUUUGUAUUGUGUUGUGGGGGAGAAGGGAGAGAGAGAGAGAGAGAUGAAAGACGUUGAGGGAGGUGACCAUGAAAGGCAAGGAACCCUGUGGUCUGCAGCAGCCCACAUCGUGGCAGCCGUGAUAGGUUCUGGUGUGCUGGCGCUUGCAUGGAGUGUUGCUCAAUUGGGUUGGAUUGUGGGGCCUGUCGUUCUCUUUGGCUUCUCCUGCGUCACCUACUACUCCUCCACCCUCCUUGCCAACUGCUACCGGUUCCCAGAAGCCAUAAAUGGAACGAUCAAUCGCUCCUAUAUUGAUGCAGUUAGAUCUUAUCUAGGACCAAGAAAAGUGUUCUUCUGUGGAUGUGCUCAGUAUGUGAAUCUAUGGGGAACUCUAGUCGGCUACACUAUCACAGCUAGUACUAGCAUGAU